AUGCAUGCAACGACCACCACAGGCACAGGAAAUCCCCUGCUGCUGUUCGGACCUCAACUUCCGCGACUGAUCCCAACCCGUCUAACUGAGCUUCGGAAUACCAUUGUCGCUGGCGAUGAACGAUUCCGCUUCUUGGUCCGUACCAUCCACGGGCUGCCCUCCGUAUGGCCCGUUAUUCAGCAGGCCUGUCCAGCAUUGCUGAACCUGCCGGGGGCCCAGCAGUUGAGCCAGCUCGUGGACUUCGUCGAGAACGGAGAGAUGCCUCGCAUGAAAUCCCCCAACAACAUCCUCCUAGUCCCCCUGACAGUCCUCUUGCAGGUCGUCGAGUACUUGCAACUGGGCCGCACGCCUGUCGACGUUCAGGGCUUUUGCAUUGGGUUUCUGACCGCAGCGACAAUAGCCUGUAGCCGGAGUCAUUCCGAAUUUGAGGAGCUGGUGACUAGAACCAUGUGCCUGGCUGUGUGCAUUGGCGCCGUUAUCGACGUGGACGAGCGGUCUCACCUUGAUCUGCUUGACAGAAGUUCAGCCUAUUCCGUCUACUGGUCGACGGACUGGGAGAGGGAGCACCUGUCCAAGUUCCUCCAGCUUUUUCCCAAAGCCUAUAUUUCCUGCGUCACAGAUGUAUCCCGUGUCACGGUGACACUCCCCUCUCGAGAUGGCGCCUUGCUUACCCUACAGCUGGCAGAUGAAGGUCUCUCGGUAGUACCAAUUGGGCUGGGGGGUCGCUAUCACCUUCGUGAACGACAGGAAACUGUUACUCAAGUGAAACAGCUUUGCAGCCAACAACCUGAUUUCCAACUUCCCUCUGCGGAUCAAUUGAACCUGUCCUUACGCUCUACAGCCGAUGCCUGCGUGAUCCGUGACGGGGCUCUCCAUGAGAUUGCAUUGGACACUAUACUCAUCCAGACGUGCCAAUGGUAUGACACCGUGGAGCGUGCUCUGCAGGCUCAUCCCGGGGCCGAUCUUGUCGCCAUUGGGGGUUCGGGGGCAGUUCCUCCCUCGCUGGUCCCAAAGCUGAAUGGAAACAUGAUGCUUAAUGGCUCUGUGGACACGCCUGCUGAGUCGUCGGGUCGUCAGACACCAGCCAGCCCUGUUGACGCAGUGUCAGAUAUGACCAACGGCUCCGUUGCCGUCAUCGGAAUGGCAUGCCGCUAUCCCCAGGCCGAGUCGGUGCAGCAAUUCUGGGAGCUGAUCAACUCCGGGCGGAAUGCGGUUGGGCCUCUGCCAAAGAAUCGAUUUCGGUGUGAGGACUUGACCCGAGAGCCCAAGGGCCCGUUCUGGGGCAAUUUCCUCGAAGAUCCCCAGGCAUUUGACCAUCGCUUCUUCAAGAUCUCGAGUCGCGAAGCCGAAUCCAUGGAUCCCCAGCAGCGACUACUGCUUCAGGUCGCAUAUGAGGCCAUGGAAUCGGCUGGAUGCAGCACGCGCUCAGAGAGACAGACCGAUCAAGUCGGUUGUUACAUCGGCGUGGGCUCGGUCGACUACGAAGCAAAUGUGGCAUCCGACAACGCGACGGCCUUUUCGGCUACGGGGACCCUUCGCGCCUUUAUCAGUGGCAAGGUCAGUCAUUACUUUGGCUGGACCGGACCGUCAGUCACCUUCGACACGGCGUGCUCUUCCUCAGCAGUUGCCAUCCACUAUGCUUGCAAGGCACUCCAAACGAAUGAAUGCUCCGUCGCCAUUGCGGGUGGAGUUAAUAUCAUCACUGCCCCGAGCCUCUACCAGAACUUGGGGGCGGCAUCGUUUCUGAGUCCGACCGGUGCCUCGAAAGCAUUUGAUAUCAAAGGCGAUGGAUAUUGUCGCGGCGAAGGUGCAGGCGUGCUCGUCUUGAAGCCGCUGGCACAGGCCAUGGAGGACAAGGACCCCAUCCUGGGUGUCAUUCGGGGAUCAGCCGUCAACCAGGGCUCGAACUGUAGUCCGAUCACGGUGCCAGACUCGGAAUCCCAAAGCGAGUUGUAUAAACAAGCCCUUGCUCGCGGUGGGAUCCUCCCAGCAGAUGUCUCCUACGUUGAGGCGCAUGGCACAGGGACGCCAGUGGGAGAUCCCAUUGAAUGUGAUAGCAUUCGAAAGGCUUUUGGUGGUCCAAAUCGCACGCAGCAGCUCGUCAUCGGAUCGGUGAAGGACGUCAUCGGCCAUACUGAAGCAGCAUCUGGAGUGGCCGGCUGCAUCAAAACGCUGUUGAUGAUCCAGCAUGGGAUCAUCCCAAAGCAGCCCAAUUUCACCCAGCUCAACCCAAAGAUCUCUGCACUGGAGCCAGACAACAUGUACAUCGCCGACAGAAGACGCCCGUGGCAAUCCCCCAGGCGUACCGCUCUGGUGAACAACUACGGCGCUGCCGGCAGCAAUGCGGCCAUCCUGCUGCAGGAGCAUUGUCCACGACCAUCUCCCCAUGUAAAUAGGGCUGUGGGCGUAAGUGGGCUUGCGGAGUAUCCUAUUGUGAUGGCUUCCAAGACUCCGGAGAGCCUGCGUGCCUACAGCAGCGCAUUGAAACAUGCCCUAAAUCGUGGUGUGAUUUCCGAAAAGACAACUUCGCUGGCAGAUAUUGCAUACAAUCUGGCGCGUAAACAAAAUCGCGGCUUGGAAUACAUACAUACGACGACGGCCACGAGUUUUACUGACCUGUCGCAGCAGCUGGACAUGAUCGUCUCUGGGUCCCAGCAGCCAGCCAAAAUGCUAACCCAGCCGCCUCCGGUCGUGCUGUGCUUCGGUGGGCAAACGGGACGCAUCGUCAGUCUCUCCGAGAGGCUGGUAAGGGAUUCGGCGCUGCUGCGCAAGCACCUCGACCGCUGCGAUGUCGGCUGCCAGGCUCUGGGAUUGCCCUCGCUUUUCCCACGUAUCUUUGAUCCUUCCCCCCAUUGA
Molecule: messenger RNA, 2856 nt
Organism: Aspergillus tanneri
Lineage: Eukaryota; Fungi; Ascomycota; Eurotiomycetes; Eurotiales; Aspergillaceae
Exons: 4
Coding region: 1-2856 (951 amino acids)
Biological process (GO): fatty acid biosynthetic process; secondary metabolite biosynthetic process
Molecular function (GO): fatty acid synthase activity; 3-oxoacyl-[acyl-carrier-protein] synthase activity
Source: RefSeq, a predicted model, not a curated record